AUGAAGGUUGUUAUCGCUCUUGUGAUAAUCGCCCUAACCGGCGUGUCGACAGACAUGGCAGGCGAAUGUGACAUGGCCGCCUUCUACCUGGAGCUAGGCUGCAAACCGGAAUCUUCAACUGAGGAGUUCUGCCCUGAUAAAUUUAAAUGCCCCGACUUACAUCCAGACCCAACUAAAUGCUACUACAAGAGCCAGGCCUACUCUCAUAAAGAAUCAAUCCCUCAAAACAUAGUUUCUAACCCCUGCUCCCAAGCCUGCAGCUGUAGCGUGUUUAAUGAAGAGCCGCAAUUCCUUUGCGCAGCCGUCGACUGCUAUGAGACCUUCGACAGCGAUAUGAGCCAGCAAUGUAUCAAUACUUAUGAACUAGACUCGUGUUGUAGUACCGGGACUGUCUGUGGCAAAGAUGCAGUCGCCAAGCUGCAGAGCUGUAUAGUGGACGGGAGGACAUACCUGGAGGGACAAAUGUUUGAGCCCUUGAAUACUCAGAAAAGCUGUAUCUGUACUGCGGAAUGGGAUGGCUCGGUGGAGAACCGAUCGUACUGCCGUAAUGUUGAUUGUGGAAUUGAACUUCACUACCAAAACAGCCUACUGGAAAACUGUGCUCCUGUGUUUGCGAAUUCUAUGCGCACUUGUCCCAUCGGAUUUGAAUGUCCAACAGUAAACUCGAAGAUUAUUCGAGGUUUAAAUAUCAAGCAGCUGACUACCCAGUGCGUAUUUAGCAAUAUGACACUAAACAUUGGCGAUGAAGUAGCUGUCGAGGAUAACUGUACUAAAUGUACCUGCAAGAUUCCACCAUUCGUUAGCUGCAUUAGAUCGACUUGCAAUUAA
Arctia plantaginis is the source of this 828-nucleotide messenger RNA. Lineage: Eukaryota; Metazoa; Arthropoda; Insecta; Lepidoptera; Erebidae. The record is from the annotation of a GenBank genome assembly.